Messenger RNA from Canis lupus familiaris (dog), 168 nucleotides. RefSeq names its product protein dpy-30 homolog. The transcript has a single exon. NCBI's taxonomy places the organism in Eukaryota, Metazoa, Chordata, Mammalia, Carnivora, Canidae. The coding region runs from base 1 to 168 and encodes 55 amino acids. The record is from RefSeq and is a predicted model, not a curated record.
AUGCAGGUCGCAGAAAGCCCUCGUUCUGAGGACGGUCUUGCUCACAAUGUGGACGGGAUAGCAGACAAUGAGGAGAUUAAUGCAGAAAAGUCAUCAAAACAGAAAGUGGAUCUCCAGUCUUUGCCAACCCGUGCCUCCCUGGAUCAGACAGUCGUGCCUAUUUUAUGA